This is a messenger RNA of Lodderomyces elongisporus, 4011 nucleotides long. It is a transcript of the gene CTA3, whose product is annotated as Cta3p. Gene Ontology annotation, cellular component: plasma membrane; cytoplasm. Bases 1 to 4011 code for a protein of 1336 amino acids. Gene Ontology annotation, molecular function: calcium ion binding; protein binding. NCBI's taxonomy places the organism in Eukaryota, Fungi, Ascomycota, Pichiomycetes, Serinales, Debaryomycetaceae. Gene Ontology annotation, biological process: endosomal transport; endocytosis. The record is from RefSeq and is a predicted model, not a curated record. The transcript has a single exon.
AUGAAAGCCUCUCAACCGACAUUUAAAGUCGGGUUAAACCCGGAAGAGAAAGCACUUUAUACGCAACUAUUCAAAUCACUUGACCCUGAAAAUACCGGUGUAAUUACUGGUGAGAAUGCCAGAUCAACGUUUGAAAAGUCUGGCUUACCACCAGCAAUAUUGGGAGAAAUAUGGCAGAUUGCUGAUCAAAACAAUUUGGGUUUUUUGAAUCAAUUUGGUUUUUGUUAUGCCAUGAGAUUGAUUGGAUAUACACAAGCGGGCAAUCAUCCUAAACCCGGUUUAGCUGAUGUUCCUGGCCCGUUGCCAAAGUUUGCUGAUUUGCCAAUUCCUCGUACUCCAUCGGCUACAAUUCAGCCUCAAUCUACAAACAGUUCUUUCCUUUCAACUCAACCAAGCAAUGCGGUUCCGCAGUCAGCAGCUCCUCAAGAAUCAUUUUCGGCCGUGUCGCCGCAAGAUUUCAACAAGUUUUCGCAACUUUUUGUUAAAACCGUGGGAUCCAUAAAUGGUGAAUUGAAUGGUAAUCAGGCCAAGGAUAUUUUCUUGAAGGCAAGACUUCAAACAUCUGUUUUGGGUCAAAUAUGGAAUUUGGUUGAUAGAAACAACACGGGUUCAUUGAAUGUAGGUGCGUUUGUGAUUGCAAUGCACUUGAUUCAAGGAUUAUUGAGCGGAAGAGUAAGAGAAUUACCACCAUUUUUGCCAGAGUCAAUAUGGAGCUCUGUAGAAGGAAACAAGCAGAAACUGCAACAACAAUUGCAACAACAACUGCAACCACCACAGCAACCACCACAGCAGUAUCCUCAAGUACACCGUCUGAACUCGUCUCGUCAGCCUUCAGGUGCUUCUGUCCACUCUCAGCUGACUGCGAUCCGUCACCCUCCGAGUCGUGUUAGCUCUUCAAAUCCACAAGUUGGAGAAUGGGUAGCUACACCAACAAUGAAAGCUCAGUAUGAUUCAAUCUUUACAAAUUUGGAUAAAGAAAAUACAGGCCAAUUGAACCCCGAUCAAGUAGCCUCGUUUUUGAUGACUUCGAAGUUGGACCAACAAGAUUUGGCGCUUAUUUGGGAUUUGGCAGAUAUUCAAAACACAGGAAUUUUCACGAAAUUGGAGUUUGGGAUUGCACUUUUUCUUGUUAAUCGUAAAGUUUCGGGCAAGAGUUUACCCAACGUUAUACCAAACAGCUUGAUUUCGUCAUUGAGUGCACCAUCUCCAACGACAUCGUCUUCAAACCCCCCACCUUCACAAAAUUCUGCUUCUGGAAGUACCUUGGCUGCCCCACCUUUGCAGCAACACAAUUCGAAACCAAAGUCCUCAAUUGACGACUUGGCUGAUAUUUUCAGUAGUCCAUCUCCCUCAAUACCUAGUACUGCUCAACAAUUGCAACAACCGCAACAACCGCAACAAUCACCACAACAUCAAUAUCAACAGCAACAGCCCCCACCACAACCACAACCCCAGGGUCAUCAUUUGCAACAAAGGAUUUCGAGCUCAGACCUAUCCAAAUCUGAGUUGCCUAAAGUUCGCUCUACUCUAACUGGCUCUUUCAAGCCAACGUCCACUUUUGGCCAAACCUUGAUGCAAAAUUUACCUUCUCCUUCCGAAGUUCCUGAAAGUAAAGCGUAUGACAAUUUACUUGGCGAAGAUGUUAAACCUGCACAUCAAAGUUCAGCUCAGGGUAGUCCUCAGAAAUCACCUGUCCCCGUACUUGCACAAGCUCAGGCUCAACCACAGCAACAGCAGCAACAGCAGCAGCAACAAAAAACUGUAAACUACGAUGCUUUACGCAAUGUUCCUCCGCCUCCUAAAAAAGGUUCGCAAACUGGUGCUAGGGAAAUUAGUCGUGAGUCCCAAACUUCUUCGCCACAAUUGCAACAGCAACCACAGCAACCACAGCAACCACAGCAAUGGCAACAAUCUAGCAACAACAAUGAUUUGUUAGCAGACCCUGCACACUCUGCACAAUUGUCUCAAGCAUCCUCUGACCUCGCAAAUGUUUCAAACCAAAUCAAUUCAUUACACACGCAAACAACUAAUCUUCACGAUAAGAAAUUAAAGGCUGACCAAGAACUUCAAAAGAUACUUUCAGCAAAGAAAGAAUUCGAAUCAAAGUUGAAGACUUUGAAAGCAUCAUACGAAAAUGAAGUGGCACAAGUAAAACUGGUUGAGGAGAGUUUGGUCACGGCUCGAGAGGAAAGCGAGGCAUUGAGAUCUGAGGCAUCAAUUGCUGAGGCUAAGCUCAAUUCGCUUUCCAGCGAAUUAAACGAAAAGCAAGUGGCUGUUGAAAGCUUGCAGAAGGAGAACAACUCGUUGAAAGAAAAGCUCGGUGCAUUAAAUGCGGAAUCUGGCGAACUUGAAAAACAGCUUGCCCAGGUUAGGUCGCAAGCACAAGGCAUUCAGAACCAAGUAGCUGUUAAGAAAUCUCAAGUGCAGGUGGUCAUUGUUAAAAAUCAAGAUUUAAAGAGUGAGAUUGCCGAGAUUGAAGAGCUGCAUAAGAAAUUACAACAAGAGAUUGAUAAUGCUGAGACGGAAAGAUUACACCAGCUUAAGAAGCAGCAGGAGUUGGAAGCAAAGAAAAAAGAAUUAGAUGCAAACAAACCUUCCAAGCCAAGUGCCGGUCUUGAAAAUACAGGGCUUAUAGCAGGUGCAGGUGCCGCUGUGGGUGCAGCAAUUGGUGGAGUAGCUAGUGCAGUUUCACACACCUUGAGUGAUUCCACCAUGAGCGGAGAUGAUGAAAACACUGUUACUAAUACUAGUACCAAUACUAAUACUAAUACCAACAGAAGUAGUGCUAGUAAUAGUUCUGGUGACAGACAGACUAGAACGCCUUCCAAUUUGUCAAAAGAGGUGAAACAACUUUCACUUGAUGAAGGAGGUGCUAGUACCGACAACGCAACUAACGCUACAUCUUCAGUCGCCACAGAUCGUGCUAUUGAAACUGAUACACCAAUUACCUCACCAACAGGUUCGGAAUACCAAUAUCCACACGGUGCCAAUGCAGGAAUUGCAGGAAUUUCCGGGGGUAUGGUAGGAAUGCCUGGUGUGCUCGUUGGAGUACAAAGAACAGACUCAUUGACAUCUAGUGUUCAGAACAAUGCCGCAUUAUCUGUAAGAGAUGACAAUAUUGAUGUUUCCGAUAGGGAAACUAUUGAUCAAGUUCAAGAGGAAACUCGUGAUAGUGAUAAAGGUUCUUCGUCUUUUGAAAUGGUUAAUUCUGCUGAUGCAAGAUCACCGGAGGAGUUCCCGCCAAUCAGAGAGCUUGAUUAUCAAGAAAGUGACUCUUCUGAUGAAGAAGGCGAAAGACCAGAACCUGGAAAUAAUUACAGAGAGAAUGGAGACGGUACUUCAACAAAUGGUAUUGGUAGUGCUGGUAAUAGUGGUGGUAGCGGUGGUACCAAUGCUGGUAAUAGUGGUGGUAAUGGCGGCACUGAUCAACCUUACGAGUCUGAAACAUUGAAUGAUGAUGAAUUUGCUGAUCUUGAACCUGCUGCAGUUGAUGACAAUAAUUUGAAUGAGGAAGAGUUUUUUGAUGAUGAGUUUGACAAUUUGGAGGAUGCACAAUUUGAUAAUGCUGGUGAUGAUGAGUUUUACAAGGACGAUGUUAAAUUUAAUAACGAGUUCACAAACUCAAACGCACCUAAUUUUGGUGGCUCCAUUGGCGCUGGUGGCGUUGGUAAUGAUGGAUCUGCACCAAUUUCUGGCUCUGCUGAUAACGAUGAGUGGGAACAACUAUUUGCAGGGUUUGGCAAUUCCCAGCCGCUGGCAACAGAAGAGACAGAAAAAGAGCUUAGUAAUGUGGCAGGAACUCAGUCACCGCAGUCACAGUCUGAGCAACUUGAAUCAAGUACUACAAUUCCCGGUGAUUUCCCUGCAUCGCCAGAUUUUGAUCCAAAAACAAACUUUGCGGUGCAAGAAUUGGUUGGAAUGGGGUUUGAAGAAACUACAGCUAUUGAAGCUUUAAAAGAUCACAAUGGGGAUUUGGAAGCGGCUACGAAUUACUUGUUAGAUAACGCUUGA